This is a messenger RNA of Notolabrus celidotus (New Zealand spotty), 2433 nucleotides long. RefSeq names its product ribosomal protein S6 kinase b, polypeptide 1b (gene rps6kb1b). The coding region runs from base 137 to 1654 and encodes 505 amino acids. NCBI's taxonomy places the organism in Eukaryota, Metazoa, Chordata, Actinopteri, Labriformes, Labridae. Gene Ontology annotation, molecular function: protein serine/threonine kinase activity; ATP binding. Gene Ontology annotation, biological process: signal transduction; protein phosphorylation. The record is from RefSeq and is a predicted model, not a curated record. The transcript has 15 exons.
CCCCUUUGGUUGAGUGUUGCAGUGCGCAUGCUCAGUGUAGUAGCCGGUUAUGGCGGCGGUGUGUGUUUGUCCAUGAGGUGGGGGACGCCUGCUAUUCUUGCAGUCUGUGACAGAGAGAUCCGAGCGAGGCGCUGCCAUGGCUGGAGUGUUUGACAUUGAUUUGGACCAGCCGGAGGAUAAUGUCUCCGACGAUGAGAAUGAGGAGGUCCAGCUCAGUGAAAUCAUGGACCAGUGCAGUGGAUUUGAGUUUAAUAUGGACGACUGUGAGAAGAUUGAGAUAUCCGAGGACAACGUCAAUCAGGGAACUGAGAACAUCAGACCAGAGUGCUUUGAGCUGCUGCGGGUUCUGGGGAAAGGUGGUUAUGGAAAGGUUUUUCAAGUUAAGAAAGUGGUUGGAGCGGCAUCAGGCAAAAUAUUUGCUAUGAAAGUUUUAAAAAAGGCUAUGAUUGUACGUAACGCCAAGGACACAGCUCACACAAAGGCGGAGAGGAACAUCCUCGAGGAAGUGAAGCACCCAUUCAUUGUUGAUCUUAUCUACGCCUUCCAGACUGGAGGGAAGCUGUAUCUCAUUCUUGAAUAUCUGAGUGGAGGAGAACUUUUCAUGCAGCUGGAGAGGGAGGGCAUCUUCAUGGAAGACACAGCCUGUUUCUACCUGGCAGAGAUCUCCAUGGCUCUGGGCCACCUGCACCAGAAAGGAAUCAUCUACAGAGACCUAAAACCUGAAAACAUAAUGCUCAAUAGUCAAGGUCAUGUAAAGUUGACAGACUUUGGGCUUUGUAAAGAGUCAAUUCACGAUGGCACAGUCACCCACACUUUUUGUGGCACCAUUGAGUACAUGGCCCCGGAGAUCUUGAUGAGAAGUGGACACAACAGAGCGGUGGACUGGUGGAGUCUGGGCGCUUUGAUGUACGACAUGCUCACAGGAGCGCCGCCAUUCACAGGUGAAAACAGAAAGAAGACUAUCGACAAGAUCCUGAAGUGUAAACUCAGCCUGCCGCCCUACCUCACACAAGAAGCCAGGGAUCUCCUCAAACGGCUGCUGAAGAGAAACGCCUCGUCACGGCUGGGGGCUGGAGCAGGAGAUGCCACAGAAGUGCAGGCUCAUCCCUUCUUCCGACACAUUAACUGGGAGGAUCUGCUUGCUCGGAAAGUAGAGCCGCCCUUUAAACCCUUUUUGCAAUCAGCUGAAGAUGUGAGUCAGUUUGACUCAAAAUUCACCAGUCAGACACCAGUCGAUAGCCCCGAUGACUCAACCCUCAGUGAGAGUGCCAACCAAGCCUUCCUGGGUUUCACUUAUGUAGCUCCAUCAGUCCUGGAAAACAUUAAAGAACGGUUCGCAUUUGAGCCAAAAAUCCGCUCUCCACGACGAAUCCUGGGCAGCCCAAGAACACCUCUUAGCCCAGUAAAGUUCUCAGGGGGAGAAUGCUGGGCCCGGAGCCCCCUCCUCCCUGGAGUCGGACCAAGUGUCCUCCAGUCACCACAGGACCAGGCCAUGGAGCUGUCCACACCAGAGCAAAUGGAUGUCACAACGAGCACCGAGGCCUCUGCCCCUCUGCCGAUCCGACAGCCUACUGGGGCCAACCUGGCUCAAAUGAAGCAGCAGGCCUAUCCUGUUGUGGCUAAACGGCCCGAGCAUCUACGUAUGAACCUAUGACCCACCGCACCUCUUUAGGAGUUUCUUGACUCUUUUUUUCUUUUUUCCUUUUGUUGAUAUUUUUUUUUAAAACAAAGCAAAAACAUGGAUGCUACAGACAAUUAAAUUUUAAAAAUUGCACAUCCGCACACUACGUAUACUGUCACAACCUGGAGUUUGUGCGUUGGUCUGGAACUCCAGCGUGCUUCAGUUCAAGUGCUACUGGCAACAUCACCAUCUCACCUCUUCUCCUCAGACACCUCAGGUCACAUGACCGUUGUCUUCUGACUCUCUCCCUCUCUCCCUCUCUCUGUCUCUCUCUCUCUCUCUCUCUCUCUCUCUCUCUCUCUCUCUCUCUCACUCUCUCUCUCUCUCUCUCUGAAAUGGACUGGUAGGACUGAAAAUCUUUUUUUUGGAAGCCAACACCUUUGUUUAACCAGGAAAUGAAAGGUGGUAAUGUAUCACUUGAUAUGCAAGCAGUUUUACUCAGUCUGCAGUAUAAGAUAACGUCUAAAGUGCUUUCUGCUAUUUGAUUGAUCGCCAGCAAGGACAUUACUCUUCAUCAGGAGAUUCUGAAAGUUCUUGUUAGAUGAAAAUGCUCCCUGCUUCUGAACAAAAUGAUAUUAAUUAGAUCUAUUAUGAAAAAAAGAUCAAAGAACAUUUUGAGCAGUGGACAUGUUGGCGUCCUGGUAUUGAUAAUUAUAGCUUUAUGUCUAACAAUGUGUAACAACAUGGAUGCAUUAACUGUGCUAUUCGUAAAUGAUGAAUCAGAUAGCCUAAAUUAAACGAGAAAAAAACAU